ACCCUGUAGAUUCUAUUAAAAUUUUAAACGAUCAACCACGUCGAUAUUGUUUCUUCCAGCGGUACGUUUUCUAGUUGCAUCGGUUAAUAUUCAUUUGUCUGCGCGUUAUUUCCAACAACAUCGACGAAGGUUUCGAAAACAGGUUCAAAAUUUAGCACCGGGUACAACGCCACUGUCCGAAUCAUGAAUCCCAUGAAAUUACGAUUCUACACCGAGAGAUUCGAGAAAGAAAACAAGUACCUACAGUUGCAAGAGAAAUUCGUGGCCAUACCGCGAACGAACGCAUUAACCAGCAAAUUUUACGCGAAACACGACGUGAUCCCAGCGUCCGAGGUUCGACAGGAGUACGUCGACUUGAUUACGAAGCGAUUUAUCUCGAUCCCAAAGGAUAUUUACUCGUUCAGACCACCGACGGUCAACAUGGAAUACGGCUGGUUCACGGAACCAUUGAUACCUAGAACAACGGAUUCGAGGCUAUCGUUUCCCAGAAAAAGAAUAGACUUUAUCGCGAACGAGCUUCAGAUUCGUCACGUUCAGAGAGGCCUGCCGGUCGAAAAGUUUACCGGAAUACCGUUCAUAGUUUAA
Colletes gigas is the source of this 585-nucleotide messenger RNA. RefSeq lists its product as uncharacterized. The coding region runs from base 184 to 585 and encodes 133 amino acids. The transcript is spliced from 2 exons. Lineage: Eukaryota; Metazoa; Arthropoda; Insecta; Hymenoptera; Colletidae. The record is from RefSeq and is a predicted model, not a curated record.